GCGGAGUUGAUGGUGAUGGACAAGUCCGCUUUCCUGCACUUCGUGGACGACAAGAUGAAGCAGCACCUGGAGGAGCGCAUCGCGCUGCAGAACACAAACGUCGCGUUCGGCGACCUGCGCGUGCUCAGAGAGGUUGGCCGUGGCACCUUCGGAGUCGUCAAGCUCGUGGAGCACAAGUUGGACAAGACGCAGUACGCCCUAAAGUGCAUCGACAAGGCGUUGGCGGUACAGAGGAGGCAGCAGGAGAACCUGAGGCUGGAGCGCGAGAUCCUCCUCGAGAACCGGACCAUCCUUUCAUUGUCAAGGUCGUCAAGACGUUCAAGGACAAGUCCUUCCUUUAUUUCCUCACGGAGUACGCCAGCGGUGGGGAGCUGUAUACCACCAUCCGGCAGAUAGGCCUGCUUGCCCGGCAGCAGGCGGCCUUCUACAUCGGUUGCCUCGUCCUCGCACUCGAGUCGCUGCACGACCGCGGCGUCGUCUUCCGGGACCUGAAGCCCGAGAACGUGCUUCUCGACCACCACGGCUACACGAAGCUCAUCGACUUCGGUUGCGCCAAGAAGGUGCACGGGCACGCCUGCCAGACGCUGGUGGGCACGCCGCAUUACAUGGCUCCGCGAUGCCUCACGUGCGACGUGUGGUCGUUGGGUGUCUGCGCGUAUGAGUUCCUCUGCGGGCCGCUGCCGUUCGGCAACGACCUCGACGAGCCGAAGGAGAUUUGGCGCGAGAUCCUGACUGCGAAGCUGAGGAUCCCGCGGGAGCGGGUCGACGCACCGAGCGCCGACCUCAUGAAGCAGUUCUUGCGGCGGCCCGUGGAGACGCGGUUGGGCUGCAGCCUUUCGGGCUGGAAGAAGGUGCGUACCCACGUGUUCUUCCACGACUUCAGUUUCGAUCAGCUCCUCAGCAGGCAGCUCAUCCCGCCGCUGGUGAUGCCCCCGCCCGCCGAGCAGGCCGACCUGGCGGGCCUGGCGGAGGAGGCCGGCGAGCCGCCGCAGAGCGGCGCCUCGGGCUCCGGGCUGAGCGACUCCUCCGCCUCGGGGCUGACGGACGUCUCCUCGCAGUCGGAGGACGAGGUCAAGCCGGCGGUGCCCCGCGUCAACACCCGCCUGACGCGCCGGCGGUCACUCGCCCCAGAGUGGGACAGGGACUUCUGA
Molecule: messenger RNA, 1151 nt
Organism: Prorocentrum cordatum
Lineage: Eukaryota; Dinophyceae; Prorocentrales; Prorocentraceae
Source: the annotation of a GenBank genome assembly